Messenger RNA from Chanos chanos (milkfish), 628 nucleotides. It is a transcript of the gene pdcd6, whose product is annotated as programmed cell death 6. Gene Ontology annotation, molecular function: calcium ion binding. The transcript has 6 exons. NCBI's taxonomy places the organism in Eukaryota, Metazoa, Chordata, Actinopteri, Gonorynchiformes, Chanidae. The record is from RefSeq and is a predicted model, not a curated record. Bases 47 to 601 code for a protein of 184 amino acids.
ACGUCUUACCCUUAGAACAUAAUUUUUUAGUGUCGAAACCGCUAGAAUGGCUUAUCAUAACCAAUACAGACCACCUUAUAACAGCGCACCACCGGACCAAGGUUUCCUAUGGAAUAUCUUUCAAAGGGUGGACAAGGACAGGAGUGGAGCGAUAUCAGACUCCGAGCUCCAGCAGGCUCUGUCAAACGGCACAUGGACUCCAUUUAAUCCAGUCACAGUAAGAUCUAUCAUAGCCAUGUUUGACAGAGAGAAUAAAGGAGGCGUGAACUUUAACGAGUUUGCCGGCGUGUGGAAAUACAUCACCGACUGGCAGAACAUCUUUCGCACCUACGACAGGGACAACUCAGGCUUCAUCGAUAAGAACGAGCUCAAACAGGCUCUGACUGGAUUCGGUUACCGGCUCUCAGAUCAGUUCUACAACACACUCAUAGAGAAGUUUGACAGACAGAGGAAGGGUCAGGUGGCGUUUGAUGACUUUAUACAGUGCUGUAUUGUACUACAGAGAUUAACCGAUGUGUUCAGGCGGUAUGACACAGACCAAGACGGCUGGAUCCAAGUGUCUUACGAGCAAUAUCUCUCCAUGGUCUUCAACGUCGUAUAGCACACCAUAAAGAACACACACACACAC